CUAUUCUUGAAGUUUACUACAACAUUGAGAUAACACAGAUAUUACAGUUAACCUCACGAAUCAAUUAAAUGUCGAUACAAAUUAAACAAAUACAAAAAAUGAGUGUAGUAAAGUGUUUCUGUAAAAUUGUUUGUAUGACUAGUUUAUUUAUACUAAGUGCAGAGGCGAGCAGUAUAGAAAAAUAUAAAUUUCCAGAUGAGUUUUUAUUCGGAGUUGCUUCAAGUGCUUAUCAAAUAGAAGGAGGUUAUAAUGCAGAUGGCAAAGGAGAAAGUAUUUACGACUAUUUUACAAAAAAGAAUCCGAAAAACUUUUUUAAUAACAGUAAUGGAAAUAUCGCCUGCGAUUUCUAUCACAAAUGGAGAUCGGAUGUAAAACUUCUCAAGGACCUUGGAGUGAACUUCUACAGAUUUUCGAUAUCGUGGACUAGGAUUUUACCGAAUGGUUUCUCUAACAAAAUCAAUGGAGAUGGUUUGAGAUACUACAAUGAUCUAAUCAACAAUUUAAUAGAAAAUGAUAUCCAACCAAUGGUAACAAUGUACCAAAAAGAUCUACCAAUGAGUCUACAACGUUUAGGAGGCUGGACUAAUCCAUAUAUGGCUUACUAUUAUGAGGACUACGCUAGAAUUCUAUUUAGUUACUUUGGUGAUAGAGUGAAACACUGGAUAACCUUAGAUAUGGAUUACUCUGGAUACGGAGACAAUGUUUAUCCACCAUUUUUGAACGAGCCUGGAAUUGCCAACUAUCUCUGUCAACAUGUAAUGCUUUUAGCACAUGCUAAGGUUUACCAUUUGUAUGAUGCGGAAUUUAGGAUAAUGCAAAAGGGUAAAAUAGGAAUAGCUGUAAAUGCUACUUGGUUUGAACCAGGAAGUUUUUCUCCAGAAGAUAUAGCUGCUGCGGAAAGAGCUCGAGAAUUUAAGAUUGGCUCCAUAAUGAACCCAAUAUUUCAUACAGACGGAAACUAUCCAAAUGUAGUCAGACAACGUGUGGAUAAUGCAAGCAAAGCGGAGGGUUACCUUCAAUCAAGGUUACCAUAUUUAUUACCACAAGAAGCUGAUUUUGUUCAGGGAACAUAUGAUUUUGUUGGGCUAAACAUUUACACAACUUUUUUGGUAAAAGAAAAUAAGGUAAACAGCAAUAAGACGUCAAUUAUGAAAGAUGCGAAUGUGACGUUUUAUCAAGAUAAAGAAUGGUCGAAAACUAGUUCAGAUUGGCUUAGGGUUGCCCCAGAUGGGGUCAGAAAGGUAUUGAAGUGGGUCAAGGACAAGUAUGAUGAUCCAGAAAUUUUCAUUACCGAAAAUGGUUUCUCUGACAAGGGAGAAAUAAAUGACGUGAAACGAAUACAAUAUCUUCAGAAAUACCUAAAAGCAAUUCUGGAAUCUAUACAUGAAGACAAAGUAAAUAUAAAGGGUUACGCCGUAUGGAGUUUUCUUGACAGUUUCCAAUGGGUAGCAGGUUAUAGGGAGAAAUUCGGCUUGUAUCACGUCGAUUUUACUGACCCCAAUAGAAAGAGAACGCCAAAAAAGUCGGCAUCGUGGUAUAAGAAAGUGAUAAAAGAGAAACGCGUAGUAGACCUGAAGGAGAUUGCUAGCGAUCUCAAGGGAGAUUCGUAAAAGGAUUUUUGUGUUGCUUGAGACCACAUACUUUCAGGUGAGGUAGGUCGCGUUCGGAAAUCCAGAUA
Molecule: messenger RNA, 1678 nt
Organism: Psylliodes chrysocephalus
Lineage: Eukaryota; Metazoa; Arthropoda; Insecta; Coleoptera; Chrysomelidae
Source: the annotation of a GenBank genome assembly